AUUCUCAAUCACCCACCAACCCAUCCCAUUCGAACCAAGCCUUCAUCUUGGAGGAGAGAAGGUCUGCAAAACACCAUUUCCAUCACCCAUACUUGCACCAAGGCUGAGGGAGAAGAAGGAGGAAAAAGAGAAGGGCAAAGAGGAGAAGAGCUUGAGGAUUAACAAGGUACUUCAAGAACUUUCACGGAGUUGAAAGAGUUGCUGGAGUUGUCGCCGGAGUUAGUUGAAGUUCACCGGAGUUUCACCGGAGCUCAAUAAGAAAGGCUAGAACUUCAUAAGCUUCUUUUAAGGUUGAGGCUAGAGUCCUGCUACCUGCACCUUUGCCCAGGGUGAACUCAAAUAAGGGAGACGUGAAAUGGAGGGUAGACACAUGGCUACGAGGAACAACCCGAGAGGGCAAACUCAGGCGACGUCCGUAGGGGCCAGCCAGGUUGCAUCUCGGGGUGCGAGAGGCGGUAGGAGAGGCCGUGGAGGCCGUGGAGGCCGUGGAAGCCGUGGAGGUCAUCAGGCUCAAACCGUGAGCGAUGGCCAUGUUAGCUCGGUGCAUGGGACUCACACCGAGGAUUAUGACUCAACAUAUGUUCCCGAGACAGAACAUGAGGAGACCCCAUAUGAUGGGGGUGAUACGUACACUGAUGAUGACAAUGAUGAGAGUGAUGCCAAAUUCGCCCAGAUGGGUGAAUUGUUUGAGUGGUAUCAAAAGGAAAAGCUGAGGAGAGAUCUUAGGCGCCAAGCUAGGCGUGCCUCUCAGGGAGGUUCGGGUCAGGGAAGCCGGGGGGCUUCAGUGGCCAUUCCUGUGGCGACAUAGGGGGUACAGGGGGGAGGCUUCUGUGUAAGAAUCUCCAAAUACCUCAAGGAGGCGAGGGCCUUGGGGUGUAAGUCAUUUGAUGGCAAGGGUGAUAUAUCGGUGGCUGCCGACUGGAUCAAGAAAUUGAAUGAGGCUGCUAGGGAUAUGCAGAUCGGGCUUGACAUAAAGCUAACGAUUGCUACCAGGCUACUAGAGGGGGUAGCUGCUGUAUGGUGGGAAGGCGUGGAAGGAAAGUUCCACGGUGAGACCACCUGGGAGAAAUUUGAAGUAGAAUUCUAUAAUCAGUACUACUCAGAGUUCGAAAAGAACCAGAAGAGGAAGGAGUACAUGACCCUGGUACAGGAGGAGGAUUGCUCGGUGAGGCAACUGGAACAAAGGUUCCGGGACUUGGCACGGUACAUACCCGAGUACGCCAUGGAUGAG
This is a messenger RNA of Cuscuta epithymum, 1231 nucleotides long. The record is from the annotation of a GenBank genome assembly. Lineage: Eukaryota; Viridiplantae; Streptophyta; Magnoliopsida; Solanales; Convolvulaceae.